Messenger RNA from Guyanagaster necrorhizus, 159 nucleotides. RefSeq lists its product as uncharacterized. The annotation marks the transcript as partial. The record is from RefSeq and is a predicted model, not a curated record. NCBI's taxonomy places the organism in Eukaryota, Fungi, Basidiomycota, Agaricomycetes, Agaricales, Physalacriaceae. The transcript has a single exon.
UAUAAUCACAAUAAAGAGGCAAAAGAGCUUAUGGCAGGAUAUGCCAUUAUCAGAAAGGAUAUUGUAUCUGCUAAGAAGCCUCUCAGGUCAGAAUCCAACUGGUGCAGAGUGUAUGAUGCCUGGGCUAGAGGUGUUCAGAUUCUUUAUCUGCACUGUUAA